This is a messenger RNA of Phytophthora infestans T30-4, 1155 nucleotides long. Its product is annotated as D-isomer specific 2-hydroxyacid dehydrogenase, putative. The transcript has a single exon. NCBI's taxonomy places the organism in Eukaryota, Oomycota, Peronosporomycetes, Peronosporales, Peronosporaceae. Gene Ontology annotation, molecular function: NAD binding. Bases 1 to 1155 code for a protein of 384 amino acids. The record is from RefSeq and is a predicted model, not a curated record.
AUGCCCGCCGUCUCGAAGCUCCGUGUCCCUGUCGUGUCUUUCCUCAAUGGGAUGGGAUCUGCCAUGCGCAAGCAGUUUGCAGCAUCAACGACCCCCGCGGGAGAUCUCUUCCGCUCAGGGAAGCUCGAAUUGGUGGAUAUUCCUGUUCCUACACUUGUUGGGAACGCGCAAAACCCGCUCAAUGGCCACAACAUGGAUGACUCGAACGCUCCCAAGUGGGACCUCACAAUCGAUCAGCAGCGGGCUGUAGAACAGGCUAGGAUUGUGGUCAUGGAUCAACAUUCAGGGGGUCCGCUCUUCUUGGCACCCCACGAAAACCUACCCAAGGACAAACACCAUCUUCUUCGCAAUAUUGAAUGGGUACAGGGCACAUAUGCAGGAGUGGAGCAAUAUUUGAACCGACUACCGCAUGGUGCGAACGCUUUGCACAGUGACCAAUUGCCAAAGUUUACAUUGACGAGGGCUGGAGGGUUUCUCCCUCGGAUCAUGGCCCAGUACGUCUUCGGUUAUGUGACGAUGCUGGAGCGAAUGCUGCUAGAAGCUCGGGACUUUCAGAUCAAUCGCGACUAUGCGAGAGAGCAGUUGAUUCAGUUCCGACCGGCGCAGAAUGUGACGAUCGGAAUUCUGGGGCUCGGAGACAUUGGUCAGGGCGUGGGCAGGAUGCUGAGAGCUGCGGGGUACAAGGUGCUGGGCUUUAAGCGUCGAAUUGGUUCGGAAUUGGAUCAGGAACUGGCCGAUUGUGCGGAUCGAAUCACACCAAAUCUGGACGAAGUGUUGUUCACGAGCGACUAUUUAGUGAAUGUACUGCCGAGUACGAGCUCGACACGGUUCUUGCUGACUGAGAAGAAGUUGGAGCUCUGUCGAGAGCGUAAACCUGUUUUCAUUAACAUCGGACGGGGCGAUGUUAUCGCUGAGAAGACGAUCAUUCGCGCUCUGGACAGCGGUGUGUGGUCGCGAGCAGUGUUAGAUGUGUUCGAGAAGGAGCCACUUCCACGUGAGAGCGCGUUGUGGUCACACCCUUCUGUUCUACUAACCCCUCACAUCUCGGGGUAUGUUUUCGUUGACGACGUGGCGAGUUUGUUUGUGGACAACUUGAAUCGCUACUUGCGUGGUGAUUCAGUCCUGUACAAAGUAGACUGGACGGCGGGGUAUUAA